Myotis davidii is the source of this 2570-nucleotide messenger RNA. RefSeq names its product forkhead box P2 (gene FOXP2). Bases 180 to 2321 code for a protein of 713 amino acids. NCBI's taxonomy places the organism in Eukaryota, Metazoa, Chordata, Mammalia, Chiroptera, Vespertilionidae. The transcript has 18 exons. The record is from RefSeq and is a predicted model, not a curated record. Gene Ontology annotation, cellular component: nucleus. Gene Ontology annotation, molecular function: DNA-binding transcription repressor activity, RNA polymerase II-specific; RNA polymerase II cis-regulatory region sequence-specific DNA binding. Gene Ontology annotation, biological process: regulation of transcription by RNA polymerase II.
AAGGGUAACCUCAGGGCCAAGACACCUAAGAAGGGGACACUCCACUGCAGCCGAAACCCUGUCCUAGUCAAAGGAAUCGGGCUACUCUAAUGUGAUGCUGGGAUUGGAUUUACCUAGGAUUGCUAUCAAGGUUGACCUAGAAGUCUUGUAGAAGAUCUUGACAAAAUAGGUAUUAGGUCAUGAUGCAGGAAUCUGCGACAGAGACAAUAAGCAACAGUUCAAUGAAUCAAAAUGGAAUGAGCACUCUAAGCAGCCAAUUAGAUGCUGGCAGCAGAGAUGGAAGAUCAAGUGGUGACACCAGCUCUGAAGUAAGCACAGUAGAACUGCUGCAUCUGCAACAACAGCAGGCUCUCCAAGCAGCAAGACAACUUCUCUUACAGCAGCAAACAAGUGGAUUAAAAUCUCCUAAGAGCAGUGAUAAACAGAGACCACUGCAGGUGCCUGUGUCGGUGGCCAUGAUGACUCCCCAGGUAAUCACCCCCCAGCAAAUGCAGCAGAUCCUUCAGCAGCAAGUCCUGUCUCCUCAGCAGCUCCAGGCGCUUCUCCAGCAGCAGCAGGCAGUCAUGCUGCAGCAGCAACAACUACAAGAGUUUUACAAGAAACAGCAAGAGCAGUUACAUCUUCAGCUUUUGCAGCAGCAGCAACAGCAGCAGCAGCAGCAGCAACAGCAGCAGCAGCAACAGCAGCAACAACAGCAGCAGCAACAGCAGCAGCAGCAACAGCAGCAGCAGCAGCAGCAGCAACAACAUCCUGGAAAGCAACAGCAGCAGCAGCAGCAGCAACAGCAGCAGCAGCAGCAGUUGGCAGCCCAGCAGCUUGUCUUCCAGCAGCAGCUUCUCCAGAUGCAACAGCUCCAGCAGCAGCAACAUCUGCUCAGCCUUCAGCGUCAGGGACUCAUCUCCAUCCCACCCGGCCAGGCGGCGCUUCCUGUCCAAUCGCUGCCUCAAGCUGGCCUGAGUCCUGCUGAGAUUCAGCAGUUAUGGAAAGAAGUGACUGGAGUUCACAGCAUGGAAGACAAUGGCAUCAAACAUGGAGGGCUCGACCUCACUACUAACAACUCCUCCUUGACUACCUCCCCCACCACUUCCAAAGCCUCACCACCAAUCACGCAUCACUCCAUAGUGAACGGACAGUCUUCAGUCCUAAACACAAGGCGGGACAGCUCAUCCCAUGAGGAGACUGGAGCCUCUCACACUCUCUAUGGCCAUGGAGUUUGCAAAUGGCCAGGCUGUGAAAGCAUUUGUGAAGAUUUUGGACAGUUUUUAAAGCACCUUAACAAUGAACACGCGUUGGAUGACCGGAGCACUGCCCAGUGCCGAGUGCAAAUGCAGGUGGUCCAACAAUUAGAAAUACAGCUUUCUAAAGAACGAGAACGUCUUCAAGCGAUGAUGACCCACUUGCACAUGCGACCCUCAGAACCCAAACCAUCUCCCAAACCUCUAAAUCUGGUGUCUAGUGUCACCAUGUCGAAGAACAUGUUGGAGACAUCCCCACAGAGCUUACCUCAAACCCCUACCACACCAACGGCCCCAGUCACCCCGAUUACCCAGGGACCCUCAGUAAUCACCCCAGCCAGUGUGCCCAAUGUGGGAGCCAUACGAAGGCGACAUUCAGACAAAUACAACAUUCCCAUGUCAUCAGAGAUCGCCCCAAACUACGAAUUUUAUAAAAACGCAGAUGUCAGACCUCCAUUUACGUAUGCCACCCUCAUCAGGCAGGCUAUCAUGGAGUCAUCUGACAGGCAGUUAACACUGAAUGAAAUUUACAGCUGGUUUACGCGGACCUUUGCUUACUUCCGACGGAACGCAGCAACUUGGAAGAAUGCAGUACGUCAUAAUCUUAGCCUGCACAAAUGUUUUGUUCGAGUAGAAAAUGUUAAAGGAGCAGUAUGGACUGUGGAUGAAGUAGAGUACCAGAAGCGAAGGUCACAAAAGAUAACAGGAAGCCCAACCUUAGUAAAAAAUAUACCUACCAGUUUAGGCUAUGGAGCAGCUCUUAAUGCCAGUUUGCAGGCUGCGUUGGCGGAGAGCAGUUUGCCUUUGCUCAGUAACCCCGGCCUGAUCAAUAACGCCUCCAGCGGCCUCCUGCAGGCUGUCCACGAGGAUCUCAACGGCUCCCUGGACCACAUGGACAGCAACGGGAACAGCAGUCCGGGCUGCUCGCCUCAGCCACACAUACAUUCAAUCCAUGUCAAGGAAGAGCCAGUGAUGGCCGAGGAUGAAGACUGCCCAGUGUCCUUAGUGACAACAGCGAAUCACAGUCCGGAGUUAGAAGAUGACAGAGAGAUUGAAGAAGAGCCUCUAUCUGAAGAUCUGGAAUGAGAACUGACUUGUGAGACCUCAGUGUGAAGGGACAUAUCACUGACCUUCAUAACCACUCUACAACCAUGAAUAUUUGACAGGUUUUUACUGUGACUAUUUAUUAAGCAUGGAUCAAGCAGACUGCCCUAAAGGAACUCACUAAGCCAGCCCUUUGGGAUUCAGUACCAACAGGCAAAUCGCUUGUUUUCUUUCCUUUCUCUCUUUCUCUCUCUGUUUUUUUAGAAAAAGAAAAAGACAAAAACUGAUUUU